This is a messenger RNA of Neurospora hispaniola, 231 nucleotides long. RefSeq lists its product as uncharacterized. Lineage: Eukaryota; Fungi; Ascomycota; Sordariomycetes; Sordariales; Sordariaceae. The record is from RefSeq and is a predicted model, not a curated record. The annotation marks the transcript as partial. The transcript has a single exon.
UAAUUUGCAUCACUUCGGCAGAUGUUUCCCCAAAAUCUUCUUCCCUAGGAGAGGGCACGACAAAGCAAACAAAAAAGGGGGCAGAGAAAAGGCUUGGAUAUAUCACUUUUGUUCCCUCUUUACACACUUCACUUCUUUCUGGAAAAAAAAGUACAACACAUCUAUAUACACACACACAGAAGCUUUUUGGGUUCACACUCAACACAAAGGGAUUGGAUAGGUGAAUACUUG